This is a messenger RNA of Arabidopsis thaliana (thale cress), 2189 nucleotides long. RefSeq names its product Galactose oxidase/kelch repeat superfamily protein. Bases 515 to 1870 code for a protein of 451 amino acids. Gene Ontology annotation, cellular component: nucleus. The transcript has a single exon. NCBI's taxonomy places the organism in Eukaryota, Viridiplantae, Streptophyta, Magnoliopsida, Brassicales, Brassicaceae. The record is from RefSeq and is marked reviewed.
GAUCCUGCCUGAAAAAUUUCUUCAUUCUUUUUGUCUGAUUUGUUUGAAAUCAUCGGUAUCUAAAGUGGGUUUUGUCUGGAUUUUUAUUGUUUUCUUAAAUUACAGAUCUUUAAUCGAUUCUGCUUGACGAAAUUAUCGAGGAAUCUAGAAGGUGUUAUUCUUCGUUAAUAGCUGGUAAGAUUGAUUUAGUGAAUUACUCUUUUAGUUUGGGAUCUGAUUGUGAUUCUAUUGGCUGCUGAAUUUACCCAUCGAUCUAUUCUUGUGGCUUGCAUGUUUUUAUAUUGUGAUUUGUUUUUCUGAUCUUGAUCUUAUUUGAGAGAUUUCGACCAACGAAUGUCUAUUUUUGUGGAUUCUAAUGAUUGGUUUUGCUGAAUCAGAAAAGUGGUUGAAAUAUAAUUACCUUCUAAACUGAUGUCAAAACUUAAUCUUCACUGGUCAAGAAUUGUUACUUUACCUUACUCUUGCGGCGAUGAUUAGUUUGAUGGAUUGGUUUGUUUUUUAAUUAGCAUCCAUCAUGUUGGAGGCUCCGAGUUAUCUGGUGUCAAGGGACUUACCAUCUUCAUGUGAGGAAGAGAGCAAGUGGAUAUACAAUGCACACUGUGUGCUUCAGCUCUCCCUAAGGAAGCGUUUGUUGGAUGAUACUGAUGUAGAAGGAAGUUCCGCUAAGAAAAUGUUACGGGUUGAUCAUGGAAGCAGAGGUGAAUCUGACAAGAUUACAGAUAGUCUUCAGCUUGCUAAAACCUAUCAGAGCUCUAACCAGAGUCAACAAGGUGGUGGUGGUGAUCAACAGAGUUCACCAGUUACUCGGCUUGACCAAAACGCGCUUCUCAACUGCUUGGCUCACUGUUCGUUAUCUGAUUUCGGGUCUAUAGCGUCGACGAAUAGAACCUUCCGCUCGUUGAUUAAGGACAGCGAGUUGUAUAGGUUGAGACGGGCAAAGGGUAUUGUGGAGCAUUGGAUUUACUUCUCUUGCAGGCUCUUAGAAUGGGAGGCUUAUGAUCCUAAUGGAGAUCGCUGGUUACGUGUACCGAAAAUGACAUUCAACGAGUGUUUCAUGUGUUCGGAUAAAGAGUCUCUGGCGGUUGGCACCGAGCUUCUUGUUUUCGGAAAAGAGAUCAUGUCUCAUGUGAUUUACCGAUAUAGCAUCUUAACCAAUACAUGGACAUCGGGUAUGCAAAUGAAUGUCCCGAGGUGCUUGUUUGGAUCAGCGAGUCUAGGCGAGAUCGCGGUUAUAGCUGGAGGAUGUGAUCCGCGUGGGAGGAUACUGAGUUCUGCAGAGCUUUAUAACUCUGAAACUGGGGAAUGGACGGUCAUCCCGAGCAUGAACAAAGCGAGGAAAAUGUGCUCGAGCGUGUUCAUGGAUGGGAAUUUCUAUUGCAUUGGAGGUAUCGGAGAGGGAAACUCGAAGAUGCUAUUGUGCGGUGAAGUCUAUGAUCUGAAGAAGAAGACAUGGACAUUGAUACCUAACAUGUUACCUGAAAGAAGCAGUGGAGGUGGAGGAGAUCAAGCAAAAGAGAUUGCUGCUGCAACAGCGGCUUCAGAGGCUCCACCGCUUGUAGCAGUUGUAAAAGACGAGCUUUAUGCUGCGAAUUACGCGCAGCAAGAGGUGAAGAAAUACGAUAAAAGGCUUAAUGUAUGGAAUAAGGUAGGGAAUUUGCCAGAGAGGGCUUCUUCGAUGAACGGUUGGGGAAUGGCGUUUAGGGCUUGUGGGGAUCAGUUAGUGGUGGUUGGAGGACCUAGGGCAAUAGGAGGAGGGUUUAUAGAGAUCAAUGCUUGUGUCCCAAGUGAAGGAACACAACUGCAUUGGAGAGUUCUUGCUUCUAAGCCAUCGGGAAACUUUGUGUAUAAUUGUGCGGUGAUGGGAUGUUGAUGAAGAAGACUUGAGAGAGCCAUUUCAAAGUUAUUGACUUCUUUGUUAGACUUAUUUUCUUUUCUUUUCUGUUUUGUUUUUUUUAACAGUUUGGGUCUUCGUUUCAUGAUUGGGGUCAAGAGAGUCUCUCUCUGUUUUCUUCUUUGUCUUUGUGGGAUUAUUGUUGUUGUUCAGGUAUAAUCUGGAACUGAAAAAGUUUCAAUAAAUUUGAAGAAGGUUAAGAACAAGCAUCAUGUUGUCUUGUCUCUCUCAACAUUGUUAUUUUGUAAUUUGUUUCCAUUGUUACAUUCCUUCAAAAUAAAUUUUGAAAGUUAAAUCC